Molecule: messenger RNA, 3575 nt
Organism: Myzus persicae (green peach aphid)
Lineage: Eukaryota; Metazoa; Arthropoda; Insecta; Hemiptera; Aphididae
Exons: 8
Coding region: 630-3356 (908 amino acids)
Biological process (GO): protein phosphorylation; dorsal/ventral pattern formation; BMP signaling pathway
Cellular component (GO): signaling receptor complex; plasma membrane
Molecular function (GO): transforming growth factor beta receptor activity, type I; ATP binding; SMAD binding
Source: RefSeq, a predicted model, not a curated record
UUGGCGAAGACUCGUAGACCAUAGUGUGCCGUGCCGCCGAACGCAUUGUGACUUGUGACCAUAAAACAAAUAAUAGGUAGAUUGUGUCGCUUGUGACAAUAUUAACUUUUCGUGCGUGCGAGUAUUGCGACGGCAACAUAAUAAUAAUAAUAAUAAUAAUAAUAGUAAUAAUUACAAUUAUACACUAUACAGUAUAAUAUAUUAUUCGCACACGCACACGCGCAUGUACAAUAUUCACUGUUCAGUACAAUCGGUACACUCCUCGGUGCUAAACGUCGAAUAUUCGGCCCCUGUACGCGGAUCGUGACAAAAACGGCGACAAGCGAACGAGCAGAUAGCAUUAGUGGAUGGUUUGCAUCGUAUUCGUAUCCUACCCGACACAAAAACCGUUAACGGAGAUGGCUCUUGCGUCUGGCUCGCAUUUGGUUUCCUAUUUCUUGGGCGACUACACAGUGACAAUGACUAAUGAUGCCGACGACUAAAUGCUAAUAUGCCGAUACUUCGGAUGCUGAAAGCUACAACUCAGACAUCAACGGCCACAAUGUCUACAACCAGUAUGAUUAUAAAACCAAGGCUACUACUGCUGCAUUAGGGGCUUUUGACAAAAACUGAAAGGGAUACACACAACAAUGACUGCUAUAGUAAAGUUGAUCCGCCGAGGAAUGGCGGCAACGACUGUUAUGUUAGUGCUGAUGCUGCUAAUCACCACUGCGGCUGCAUCUGUAUUACCAAGUGAACCGGUGGCCACCGCAGAAAAAGGACCGACUGGACAGCAGAAAAAACUCGGGGGAAAUAGCAUAUCGUCUUUGGAACUGUACCACUCGAUGGAGAUGGGCGAACAGGAAAGACUUGAAAGCCUCGGCGGCAACGACGACGAGGACGAUAGUGAAAAAGAUAGCGGUGACUCGUUACUGUCCAUGGCGGGCGGUGGUGACGACGACAAUGACCAGGAGAAUCUAACGGAGUUGCUGACUUGCGUGUCAUGUUCAGGCAAGUUGCCUGCGCAGUGGGACGAGCGAAAUUCUGAUGUCGACGAACAGUCUUACUGUUUGUACGACGGUGUCCAGCCGCUGACGCAAGAUGGUAACAUGGAUAAAGAACUUUACGUGUGUUCGGGGGCCGUGCGUUGUUAUAAGACAAAAGUGCGUGAAGAGGAUGGCAUUGUGCGCAUUAGUCGUGGGUGUAUGGGUGGUGGUCAUGGUGGCGGCCAUCGACAUUCAAGCCAAACCAAUGCAGAACUGCAUCCUUGCAUGGGUGCUAUUAGUAAUGAUUUGACAACAAAAAACAAUGAUACCUCAAAGCAACCUCGAACCUGGACGUCGUCGCAUACUUUUUCAUCCGCGUCUGCCGGCCAGCAACUGCCAUCUACCUAUGCAAUCGAAUGUUGCAACGGCCGUGAUCGCUGCAACGAUGGCCCGUUUCCAUCAUUAUCGGGCGGUGGCUUAUCAACGAUCGACGACAACGGUUCUCUGCUUGCAGCUAUGACUUGGUGGCGGUGGUCAUCCAUUUCCGUGGCGGCGUUACUGAUCGCCGUCGUUAUCGUUGCCACAUUCACUUUGAAGAAGAGGAAACGGCGGAAGAGAAGCAAGAGCAGCAGCAGUAGAAGGAGUAAACGGCGAAAUCGGAGUGCUCGCCACCACGAUGAGGGCGACAGUGAUGAUAGUGAUAAAAAGAGACCCCGACAUUUGUCGCUUUCCUCAAUGUCGUCGUCGUUGUCAUCAGUGGUGUCAUCGUCAUCUUGUUGCGAAGGAAAGAAAAGAAGAGGUAGGAGGAAACAACACCACGUGACUGCUUUAACCAUGGUCGACUUGCUCAAGGGCGUCGUGGUGACCAACGAGACGACAGCUGACAACGAAAAUACUUACGGUAGUAGUAGCAACCGACCGUCCUACACAACAGAGUACUCACCCGCUGCUAUGACUGAAUCUACGGUCGAUGAUGAUUUUUUGCCCCCACCGUAUCAACGACGGAACGAUAACCAUCCAAAAGAUGACUGGACCAGUGGCAGUGGGUACGGCUUGCCCCUGCUGGUUCAACGUACUUUAGCCAAGCAGAUAGAUCUCCGACAACUCGUUGGCAAGGGUCGCUAUGGUGAGGUGUGGCGAGCCACUUACUGGAACGGCGGUCACGAGCAGGUUGCCGUCAAAAUAUUUUUAUCGAAGGAUGAACCGUCGUGGAAGCGAGAAACAGAAAUCUACAGCACGGUCCUGAUGAGGCAUGACAAUAUAUUAGGCUUUAUUGGUUCGGACAUUAUGACUUCACAGAACUCUUAUACCACGCAGUUAUUGCUUAUUACUCACUAUCAUGAGCAUGGAUCAUUGUACGAUUUUCUGCAGACCCCUGCAGCCGUAGCUGCUAGUGCUACGUGCAAUGGAUAUGACAUCAACUCAAUGGUCGCUGGGGGAGGUCGACCUCAGCAAAUCGACAGCGACAGACCGCCGCUCACAGUGCGCCAAAUGUUAAACGUACUGUACACUGUAGCCAACGGGCUGUGUCACUUACAUACUGAAAUCAACGGCACACAGGGUAACGUCAAACCAGUAAUCGCUCACCGGGACAUUAAGAGUAAAAACGUGCUGGUAAAAUGCGCAAAAACAGGUGUGUGUUGUGUAGCUGAUUUUGGAAUGGCUGUCACUAGCUGGGAUGCAAUGCUUCCAAUUCAAACAACGGCAGCCAUGGGUGCUAACCAAAAUACGAGAGUGGGCACAAAGCGGUACAUGGCGCCAGAGGUGUUGGAUGACAGUGUAUCCUCAUCAGCCGCAUUAGCAUUGGCUUCUGCGUCCACUACGACAACGGCGGUGCCGUCAGUAGCCUCCUCUUCAACCUCCUCCACUGCCACCAAUGAUACACCAAAGUGUAGGUGCUGCAAAAAAUAUUGCCAUGCUGACAUUUACUCGUAUGCACUCGUCAUGUGGGAAGUCCUAUCCAGAACGCUCAUUGCACCUGAUGUUGAUGACGUUGGACACCUUAAACAACAACCAAAUGAAAAUCAACAACAACCCUGCACAGAUAAUAGAUACAACCCAUACAUGUACCGAGCACCGUACCAAGAUCGUGGUGUGGGCUGGGACCCCGGAUUUGAUGACAUGCGUCGUGUUGUGUGCUCUACUGAUUCUGAACAGAAUCGUCCUGGUGUGGCACCUGAGUGGUGUGCAAACCCGAUAACCAACGCUGUAGUAAGGGUAAUGCAGCAAUGCUGGUUUGGUAGACCUAGCUCCCGCCUAGAUUCAAUGCGUGUUAAGAAGACUCUAGCUAAGCUCAUAGAGCAAUAUUCCUCCACAGAGACUGAACAGCAGCUUAAAUCAGAGCCUGAACAGGUGACAAUAAUAACCACUACAACAACGAAUCAGUUGUGAUGUAAUAUACAUAAAUGUGAACAAUGAUUACUAUUGACUUAAGUAAUAAUAACAGUGGCUGCAGGGAAAACUUUACAAUAAUCAAGCAAAUGUAUUGUAUUUUCUCUUCUCUCUCCUCCACUUGUUUGUUCUUACAAUGUUAAUGAUGUAAAUUUUUUAAUUACUAUACCCUGUUAUAUAUAUUAUGUACAAUACAAUUUUAUAAUAAUUAUAAAACUA